Messenger RNA from Arctia plantaginis, 1485 nucleotides. Lineage: Eukaryota; Metazoa; Arthropoda; Insecta; Lepidoptera; Erebidae. The record is from the annotation of a GenBank genome assembly.
AUGGCAAAAGUGAGUGAUAUUGACGUAUUGCCUCCGAAGACAAUGGAGAUGGGUUCAGAAAAGAGUGAUAAGGAAUCGAGUGAAGGUGUUCGACUUAAGAAGGAGCUAGGUUUAAUGAAUGGUGUGGCAAUAAUUGUGGGAGUGAUUGUCGGCUCUGGGAUCUUCGUGUCACCGAGUUUUGCUCUUAAGUAUGCUGGUUCUAAGGGUAUGGCAUUAAUAGUCUGGGUACUUUCCGGUCUCCUAUCCAUGGUCGGGGCACUGUGCUAUGCUGAAUUAGGUACAAUGAUACCAAAGUCUGGAGGUGACUACGCCUACAUAGGGGAGGCAUUCGGUGCUCUUCCCUCAUUUCUCUACCUGUGGGUAGCGUUAUUCAUUCUGGUGCCCACUGGAAAUGCUAUCACUGCUUUGACUUUCGCUCAAAAUAUUCUACAGCCAUUAUGGCCUGCUUGCAAGCCACCGACUGAUGCUGUAAGCCUCAUUGCUGCAUUUAUCACGUGUUUCCUUACGGUUAUUAAUUGUUAUAACGUCAAAUGGGUGACACGAGUCCAAGACUCAUUCACGGCAGGGAAAGUUCUUGCCCUGCUGGUGAUAUUCGGCGCCAGCUUAUGGUACUUAUUUUCCGGCCACACGGAGAACUUAGAAAACAUAAUGGAAGGAACAAUUCACAAGCCUGGAGACAUUGCCAUAGCGUUCUACACGGGGCUUUUCUCGUAUUCUGGAUGGAACUACUUAAAUUUCGUGACUGAGGAGUUACAGGAACCCUACAAAAACUUGCCACGUGCUAUCUGCAUAUCCAUGCCCGUAGUGACUCUGGUUUACGCUUUAACCAACGUGGCAUACUUCGCUGUUCUGACCAAUGCUGAGAUCGGGGCUUCAGAGGCCGUUGCUGUCACCUUCAGCGAGAAAAUCCUCGGCGUAAUCUCUUGGAUUAUGCCCCUCUUCGUCGCUUUAUGUACGUUCGGCUCUUUGAAUGGGGCCAUCUACGCGUCUUCUCGUCUAUUCUUCGUUGGAGCCAGGAAUGGGCAUCUACCUUUAGCCAUAUCACUCAUUGACGUCAGGAGGCUAACUCCUGUACCUUCGUUAAUAUUCUUGUGUUUGGCAACGUUAGUGAUGCUAUCAUGGCCGGAUCUUGAAUCUCUCAUAGUGUACGUGACGGCAGUGGAGGCGUUAUUUACGUUAGCAUCAGUAGCCGGCCUCUUAUAUAUGCGCCAUUCACGACCGCAAUUGCACCGACCCAUACGAGUCCACACUAUAUUACCUGUCUCAUUCCUCGUCAUUGUCACCGUCCUCGUCGUGUGCUCAAGUAUAGCACACCCUAAAGAAAUAUUUAUUGGUGUCUCCUUAAUAGCACUGGGUGUCCCAGUUUACUUCACUCUCAUUGUAUGGAAACACAAACCUAAGUGGUUACAAUCCUCCUGUGAUUUGUUUAAUAUCACCUGUUCGAAACUUUUCUUGGCUCUACCAGAGGACUCGAAGGAAUUAUGA